Molecule: messenger RNA, 1527 nt
Organism: Torulaspora delbrueckii
Lineage: Eukaryota; Fungi; Ascomycota; Saccharomycetes; Saccharomycetales; Saccharomycetaceae
Gene: VPS64
Product: Vps64p
Exons: 1
Coding region: 1-1527 (508 amino acids)
Cellular component (GO): cytoplasm
Molecular function (GO): protein binding
Source: RefSeq, a predicted model, not a curated record
AUGAUUGAGGUGGAAAGGAGUUGGAGGGGCCCUCCUUCCGAAGCACACGCAGCCAGUAAUGUUCAAACGAAUCACGAUAAUGUCAGCCCUACCAAGAGGAGAACUAGAUCGAACUCCAAAAGUACUGGAACAAGAAACAGUGAGGUUACAGAUAAGAAAGAUAGUCAGAAGCAGUCACAACAACAGCUAUCUGAUAUAGAUGCAUUCAGACCAGUAGUGGCACCAAGGAACAAGUAUACACAUGUAAUCAUACUGAAAUCUUUGAAUGAAACUUUCGAGACGAAAUUCCUUGUUGUUCCAUUCAAACCAGAAAGCUUCAAGUUGGGAAGACCUGUGGUGAAUUCUAAUGCCAAUCAGGGAAAGAUGGGCAAGCAGGAUCCUCAACAGCUUCCCCAGGUCAGACCUGAUAACGGGCAUUUCGACUCGCGAGUUCUGUCUCGUAAUCAUGCCUCGCUGAGUUGCGACCCUACGACUGGUAAGAUUUACAUACGAGACCUAAAAUCGAGUAAUGGGACGUUUGUCAAUGGGAAUAGGAUUGAUCAAAAUGAUGUCGAAUUGAAAGUAGGUGAUGUGAUAGAUUUGGGGACUGACAUCGAUAGCAAAUUCGAGCAUAGAAAGAUAAGUGCAUUCGUCGAAGAUAUCUCGGUGAUCCCUCUAAUGAAUGAUACCGCAGAGACCGCACAUUCACUCUUUGGUUCUACUUACGGGGAUACAGGAAACAAUAAUCCAAACAACGCACCAGAACAUACAAGUGGCACGGAUGACUUCAAUUAUUCGGCAGGAUCUGCCACUACAGCUCAAAGAGCGGCUUUUGAAGCGGCGAUGUUCGGCGACGUCAACAAUUUGGAUUUAGAAGAUACGGUUUUGGGCUCUGAAACAGAAAUAUUGAGUGGUAUCUUCAUUAACAAUUCUAUAGGAACGAGCCCCAACCUUAUAAAUGUCAUCAAAACACUGGCCACCGAAGUAUCUUUGGAGAAACAUGAAUACGCCAAGCUCAAAUCCAUGGAGAGCUUUCUGAUAAACUACACCACAAGCCUUGAGUACAUAAACAAGAUGAUGGUCGAGAAGAAUGAUAAGCAUUUGGUCAAACUUCAAAAUGCCUUAAGGCAAAAGUUGUCAGAAAAACAAUCAUUAAUGUUGCAGGAACACAAGUCUCAGCUGGAAAAGCUUGAGAGAGAGAAAGGAGAUCUACAGGAAUCAUGCUACGCUAAGACUGAGGAAACUUCAGAGCAGCUGAAAAAGCUAGAAAAUGAUCUCGAGGACUUGAGAACCAGGCUGGAAGUGGAGAAAUAUAGAAACAGUCAACUUGUCAAGAAUGCGGCCAGUGUUGACCAGGAUCAAGGAACUCAGUCAGCUCAGGUCAGUCAAAGUGAGUCUACAGUAGGUGAUAGUAGGUCAGCUUCUAAUGGUAAGCGUGUCAGUCCUGAACAUAAAAAACUUGGAAACGGCACAUUACUGGUAGUAAGCGCCGUGUCGAUUGGUCUCAUUGCAUAUGCUCUGUCUUUUUCAUCAACUCAAAAGGUGUAA